AUGGAUCAGAAGUUGAUCUCGGUCUUCUUACUCUUCUCAGCUGUGUGUGGUGUAUCUCCAUACGUUCCUCAUCGGUAUCACUUUGUGGAUCAGAGUAAAACCUGGACUGAAGCUCAGAUCUACUGCAGACAGACCUACACUGAUCUGGCCACCAUCAACAACAUGGACGAGAUGAAGAAGCUGAACGAGACUCUGAAGGAUAAAGAAAAUAAACCAAACACUGAGAGAUACGUAUUAAUUAAUGACCAAAAGACCUGGCGUGAAGCUCAGAGCUACUGCAGAAAACAUCACACAGAUCUGGCCAGUGUAAGGAGCGAGAAUGAGAGACAGCAGAUCAGUGCAGCAGGAAAUGGUGUUAAUUUCUGGAUCGGCCUGUUUAAAGACUCCUGGAAGUGGUCAGAUCAGAGCAGCUCCUCAUUCCGAUACUGGAAGUCUAACCAGCCAGAUUAUAAUGAUAAAACAAAAUGUGCUGCAGCUUCUGUGAAGGACCAGAGUCAGUGGCAUGAUAUAGAAUGUGGGAACCAGCACCCUUUCAUCUGCCAUGAGAAUAAGCUGAUCUUGAUCCAGCAGAAUCUGAGCUGGAAAGGAGCUCUGAGAUACUGCAGAGAGAAACAUGUGGACCUGGUCUCAGUCCACUCUGAGGAGAUCCAGCUCUGGGUGAAGGAUGUGGCUCAGAAAGCCUCCACUGAUCAUGUGUGGCUGGGUCUGCGUCACACCUGCACCCUCAGCUUCUGGUUCUGGGUGGGUGGAGAGUCUUUCUGCUAUGAUAACUGGGCUCCAGGUAACGGGACAGACAGUGAAGACUGCAGUCCUGUAGAGAGAACCGCAGCGGUGCAGGCUAGAGGAGAUCAGCAGUGGGUCAGCCUGCCUGAGAACCAGACUCUCAACUUCAUCUGCAUCAAAUAUAAAGGUUAA
Astyanax mexicanus (Mexican tetra) is the source of this 915-nucleotide messenger RNA. Its product is annotated as C-type mannose receptor 2-like. NCBI's taxonomy places the organism in Eukaryota, Metazoa, Chordata, Actinopteri, Characiformes, Acestrorhamphidae. The record is from RefSeq and is a predicted model, not a curated record. The coding region runs from base 1 to 915 and encodes 304 amino acids. The transcript has 4 exons.